This is a messenger RNA of Eubalaena glacialis (North Atlantic right whale), 600 nucleotides long. RefSeq names its product tubulin folding cofactor A (gene TBCA). Gene Ontology annotation, molecular function: beta-tubulin binding. Lineage: Eukaryota; Metazoa; Chordata; Mammalia; Artiodactyla; Balaenidae. The record is from RefSeq and is a predicted model, not a curated record. The transcript is spliced from 4 exons. Gene Ontology annotation, biological process: post-chaperonin tubulin folding pathway; tubulin complex assembly. Bases 98 to 424 code for a protein of 108 amino acids. Gene Ontology annotation, cellular component: cytosol; microtubule cytoskeleton.
CGCGCCGGCUACGCCUACAGACCAGCUUGCUUCGCGCAGUCUCCCUCAACGGUUACCCCGGCUCUCCGCCUCUCAUUCCCGCGGCGCUCGAGGGACCAUGGCCGAUCCUCGCGUGAGACAGAUCAAGAUCAAAACCGGCGUGGUGAAGCGAUUGGUCAAAGAAAAAAUGAUGUAUGAGAAAGAAGCAAAACAACAAGAAGAAAAAAUUGAAAAAAUGAAAGCCGAAGAUGGUGAAAAUUAUGCUAUUAAAAAGCAGGCAGAGAUCCUGCAAGAGUCCCGGAUGAUGAUCCCAGAUUGCCAGCGCAGGUUGGAAGCUGCAUAUACUGAUCUUCUGCAGUUAUUAGAGAGUGAAAAAGACUUGGAAGAAGCUGAGGAAUAUAAGGAGGCACGUUUAGUACUGGAUUCAGUGAAGUUAGAAGCCUGAAGGUUUUCUAUACAGGGUGUUUUUUUGCAUUAAGUCCUGAGAUCCAUUCCACAAUUCAUUAUUUUUGACCACUGCUAUGUUUUCAAGUAGUAUGAGAAUGUGAUUCUUUUUAUGCAGUGCAUAUGUUUUUCUUUGCCUGAUUUAAUGUGUCAAAUAAAUGAGUUCAUCUAAUAAAA